GGCGGCUCCUGCCGGGCACCUGCUCCUCAGCGCCCGCCGCCCUGCGCUCACCGGCGCGUGCGCGGCUAGAGAUGCGCCGGCAGCCGGGGCCGCGUUAGUGGCGGCGGGGCGAGCAGCGGAUCCGGCCGCCGUUCUUCAGGUGACCAGAAUGCAUUCCCAGUGGGACUGGCUGUGGUUGGGUCUCCUGGUAAUUAGCUCAGUAACUGCAGAGAUUGAAGAUGGAGGAGUUCUGGGUGCAGAUGUUGAAGUGGAGGAUUUUGACGAAGAGUCUCAACAAGCUGAUGUCGACAAAGAAGAAUCUUCCUUAGGGGUUGUGUACCGGACUCCGAAGCCAACUGGAGAUGUUUAUUUUGCAGAAACCUUUGAUGGAGCAUUGACUGGCUGGGUGUUGUCUGAAGCCAAGAAAGAAGACACAGAUGACAACAUUGCUAAAUAUGAUGGAAGAUGGGAAGUAGAAGAGCUGAAAGAAAACACAGUACCUGGAGACAAAGGAUUAGUGCUAAAAUCGGCUGCAAAGCAUCACGCAAUAUCAGCUAUGCUAACAAAGACAUUUAUUUUUGAUAAAAAUCCAUUGAUUGUUCAAUACGAAGUGAAUUUUCAAGGCGGCAUUGACUGUGGUGGUGCGUAUAUUAAACUUCUCUCCAGUACGGAUGACUUGGAUCUGGAAUUCUUUUUUGACAAAACGCCUUAUACUAUUAUGUUUGGACCAGAUAAAUGUGGUGAAGAUUACAAACUACACUUUAUCAUCAGGCAUAAGAAUCCUAAAACUGGAGAAUAUGAUGAAAAACAUGCAAAACGUCCCGAUGUGGACCUAAAGAAGUUCUAUCUGGACAAGAAGACACACCUAUACACUCUUGUGCUGAAACCAGAUGAUACGUUUGAAAUGCUGAUCGACCAAUCAGUCAUCAGUAAGGGAAGUCUUCUGGAGGAUAUGAUUCCUCCAAUAAACCCUCCCAAAGAAAUAGAUGAUCCUGCUGAUAAGAAGCCUGAGGACUGGGAUGAGAGACAAAAAAUACCUGAUCCCAACGCUGUCAAACCAGAUGACUGGGAUGAAGAUGAGCCUUCUAAAAUAGAAGAUCUUGAUGCUGUUAAGCCCGAAGGAUGGCUUGAUUAUGAACCACAGUAUGUUCCGGACCCCAAUGCAAAAAAGCCGAAGGACUGGGAUGAAGAAAUGGAUGGGGAGUGGGAAGCUCCUCAGGUCCCCAAUCCAAAGUGUGCAACUGCACCUGGUUGUGGACUGUGGGUGCGUCCCAUGAAGAACAACCCCAAGUAUAAAGGAAAAUGGAAAGCACCUAUGAUAGUUAAUCCUAAUUAUCAGGGAAUCUGGAGUCCUCGGAAAAUACCUAACCCAGACUAUUUUGAAGAUCCUCACCCAUUUGAGAUGACACCUAUCAGUGCUAUUGGUUUAGAACUCUGGUCUAUGACAUCUGAUAUCUACUUUGAUAACUUCAUAAUAUGCUCAGAAAAAGAAGUCGCUGAUCGUUGGGCAGCAGACGGUUGGGGCUUGAAGAAAUUAGUAGCAAGUGCUAAUGAGCCUGGAAUGUUUAGUCAACUGGUGACUGCUGCAGAAGACCAUCCAUGGCUCUGGGUUCUCUAUAUCUUGACUUUAGCUCUGCCUGUUGGUCUAUGUGUGUUGUUCUGCUGGCCGGCAAAGAAAACAGAUGAAGAUUUCAACUUGAAAAAAACAGAUGUGUCUAUGCCAUUUACAAAGGGAGAAGUAAAACAAAGAAGAGAAGAGUUAGAAGAUGAUGAAAUAGAUUUAGAAGAAAAAGACAACGAAGAUAUUGGUGAAGAUGGUAAGAUGAUAGAUGAGAGUAAAUAUGGGGAAGAGGAAGAUAUUGAUGAUGAAGACAACGAAGAUGCAGAUGAAAGUCAAGAAGAAGGCGAUAAGUCAAAUAAAUCUGGCUCAGAAGAUGAGAUGACAGUAGCUGAUGAAACUGCAAGCUCUGGGGAUGGUCCACUGAAGUCAGUGCGCAAAAGAAGAGUACAAAAGGACUGAAUUCUUUGCAGCUAGUAUUUCUAGCUCUAAACAGUAGUAACUUAUGACAUGCCGCUGCAAGGGGCUUGACAGCGUGCAGGUUCCUGAGAUGUGAAGAGAAAAAUAGGACUGGUUGCUACUUAACCUCUCUUAAUUCCCAAACCUCUUUUAACCUUCCCAAGCUUCCUUGAUGCCCUUUUUUUCUGGGAGGAAAUACUAUCUGUGAGGAGUUACGUAAUGUUUCACAUUUAGAAUAAAAGUGAAAGUGCAAGUUGGCCAAUGGAUUUUUAAAAGCAGAUUCUUAAGAUUUGAAGAUUCUUAGAAAUCAAUAUUAGAGAUGAGAAAUUUUACUCUAGAUAUUUUUAAGAACAUGGAUAAAUAUUUUUGCAGCUCUAGCACAACGUUCAACGUUCAGACAUUUGAGCUCAAAGAGCUGCAGUACAGAUGAAGCAUUUACAGUUCAUGUUGAGAGAGAUGGUAUUUUUUCUGUGCAGAGCUAAAUGCAAUAAUUGGUUUUGUACGAUCAUUUAGUGCUAGCAACGUUCUUUUCCUUGUAAAUUAUUUAUUUUAGUUGAUGCUGUUACGGAGUUGUCACCUGUUCACUUUAAACAUUGGUUAUAGUCAUUUAUUUUUAAGAGAGAGUUGAAAACCGAAUACUCAGAGAACAAGUGGUUAAUUGAUGUGAUUUCUUUUGCUUUUCAAUGCAGGUAUCAAACCUACAGAAGUGAUGUAUGGAUUUUUUCAGUCUUUUAUAGCUCUCAUGUUUCAAGCCAGAACGGCAAAUAUUUUGUUUAUAGGACAUUUGCUGAGUGUACAUUGUGUAUUAAAAAUAUUGAAUAAUUCUUG
This is a messenger RNA of Coturnix japonica (Japanese quail), 2824 nucleotides long. It is a transcript of the gene CLGN, whose product is annotated as calmegin. Gene Ontology annotation, molecular function: calcium ion binding. Gene Ontology annotation, cellular component: endoplasmic reticulum; endoplasmic reticulum membrane. NCBI's taxonomy places the organism in Eukaryota, Metazoa, Chordata, Aves, Galliformes, Phasianidae. The record is from RefSeq and is a predicted model, not a curated record. Gene Ontology annotation, biological process: protein folding; ERAD pathway.